ACAAAGUAACUUUUUAAUAAACGACGACGUAUAAUCUAAUGUAAUGGCUAAUGCAUGCGAAUAGAGGGCGUAAGGGACUAGGGAGUGGAGAGAGCAGAAGCCGGUGGAGAGAGAGGGCAGCCAAAGAGAAGGAAAAGAGAGAGAGGAGAAGAAGAAGAAGAUGGGGGGAGGAAUGGAGGCGAACAAGAACAAGUUUAUAGAGGACUGGGGCAGUGCCCGUGAGAACCUCGAGCACAACUUCCGCUGGACUCGCCGCAACUUCGCCCUCGUCGGCAUCUUCGGUCUCGUCGUCCCCAUCCUCGUCUACAAGGGCAUCGUCCGUGAAUUCCAUAUGCAAGAUGAGGAUGCAGGCAGACCGUACAGGAAGUUUCUGUGAGACUU
Molecule: messenger RNA, 381 nt
Organism: Juglans microcarpa x Juglans regia
Lineage: Eukaryota; Viridiplantae; Streptophyta; Magnoliopsida; Fagales; Juglandaceae
Exons: 2
Coding region: 161-376 (71 amino acids)
Source: RefSeq, a predicted model, not a curated record